AUGGUCAGAGUACAAGGAGAGCACUACCUCCAGGGGCCAGCAGCCUCUGGAGACCUUAUUGAGCUGGUUGGUGCCAUUGGCGAGUCUGUGACUUUCCCUCUGAAGCACUCAGUAAUGCAGGUUGGCAGCAUUGUCUGGAUCUUCCACACAACUCUUGUGACCUUAGAGCCACAAAAGCCAAACAAGUCGGCUGUUUUCAUAGUGACUCAAAGUCAUAAAAAGGAAAGAGUGAGUUUCUCAAAUACAGACUACUCCCUGAAGCUCAGCAAACUGCAGAAGAAUGACUCGGGUAUCUACCGUGUGGAGAUACACAGCUCACUGCACUCACUACCCUUCACUCAGGAGUAUGUGCUGCAUGUCUAUGAACAUCUGUCAAAGCCCAAAGUCACCAUAGGCCUUCAGAACAAAAACAAUGGCACCUGCAUGGUCAAUCUAACAUGCUCCAUGGAACAGGGAGGAGAGGAUGUGACUUACAGCUGGAAUUCCCUAGGGCAGGUAGUCAAUGAGUCCCAUGAUGGCUCUAUCCUCUCCAUCUCCUGGAAACUUAAGGAAAGGAACAUGACCUUCAUCUGCAUGGCCAGGAACCCCAUCAGUAGCAACUUCUCAAACCCCAUCUCUUCCUGGAAGCUAUGUGAAGGUGCUGCUGAUGACACAGAUGUCCCCAUGAUUCUCCUGUACCUCGUGUUGGUGCCCUUGCUCUGCAUUCUUAUACUGGGACUUGUUAUUUUGAUUAUGCAGAGAGAGAGAAGAAAAGAGUCCAUUGAAGAAAAGGGAAAGGAAAGACAUCAAGAAAUUCCUCACACCGGCCCCCAUUCAGGAGAGAACACGGCGUAUGACACAAACUCUUACCCUAAUAAAACCAGCUCUGAGGAAGGUGCAGUAAAUACACUUUAUUCCACUGUGCAGAUACCCAAAAAGGUGGAGGAACCCGACUCACAGUCCAUGACUCCAGACACAUCAGGGUCAUUUGCCUAUGAAAAUAUCAUCUAA
This is a messenger RNA of Orycteropus afer afer, 990 nucleotides long. The record is from RefSeq and is a predicted model, not a curated record. NCBI's taxonomy places the organism in Eukaryota, Metazoa, Chordata, Mammalia, Tubulidentata, Orycteropodidae.